Molecule: messenger RNA, 2883 nt
Organism: Trypanosoma brucei brucei TREU927
Lineage: Eukaryota; Euglenozoa; Kinetoplastea; Trypanosomatida; Trypanosomatidae
Product: importin-alpha re-exporter protein, putative
Exons: 1
Coding region: 1-2883 (960 amino acids)
Biological process (GO): protein export from nucleus; protein import into nucleus
Cellular component (GO): nuclear envelope; cytosol
Molecular function (GO): small GTPase binding; nuclear export signal receptor activity
Source: RefSeq, a predicted model, not a curated record
AUGGAUCCAAUCAACCCGAAUGAUCCCAUUCUCACUAGGCGACUAGAGAUGCUUGCUCAGAACGCCUUGUCCGUUGAGAGCGCCGAUAGGGAGAGGGCAGAACAGGAGAUCAGGGAGUUUCAGAAUCGCGUAGACAUACAGAGUGGUUUUGUGCUUUUGCUUCUCAACGUAGCGAGCUCCCAAAGCCCUGCAGCCUCUUUUUGUUCAAUUGUGUUUAAAAACACAGUGAAGAACUGCUGGAAUGAGGGAACAUCAGAACAUUGUGUGGCGGAGAGUGAUAAGGCUUUUGUUCGCAACAACAUUACAGGUAUCAUGUUUAGCGCUCCUCUGAAUGUCCAGCGGAACUUAGCAGAGGCCAUUUCUAUGAUAGCUGAGACUGACUUUCCGUCCGCAUGGCCUGAUGCGCUGCAGCGUAUUAUUCAUGUUCUAAUGAACGAAAAGAGUGUCGUGCUACACAGCGCAGCGUUAUCUACGGCUCACAGCAUUCUCGGACGUUAUCGUAAUCAGCCGGACCUUUCCCAGGAAACUGCCAAUGAUCUGCGAGUAAUAUACACGGAUUUAACGUCACCGCUUCUUAACUCAAUGGUGUUGCUUGUGGAUGCUGUGGAAAAGUGUGGGACUGACGCUCAUGCUGCGUGCACGGGUCUUACCUCCGCUGUGGAGUGCCUUCGUGAUAUAACUGCUUUUGAUCUUGGUGACGAGUUUAUCUGGGGAAUCGAGGGGUUCGUCCGUGUUUUAUUACGUUGUCUUCAACUCGGUGGCUCUGGUGUAUUGGGGGCAUGUACAAUAGAGCUGAAGUCCGUCGUAAUCAUGUGUGUCUCGCACUUUCUUCUGCAAUUUGAUGAAGACUUUGAGAAGUACGCCUCGGAAUUCCUUAAGGUUGUGUGGGACACCAUUUCCUCCCCUUCGAGCUGUGAGAGUGAUAUGGACGAUAUUGUCGUUCAGGGGAUGGGUCUUUUAGCGGCCGCCUGUCGUGGCGCGACACGGGAAGUUUUUAACAAUGAGAGUGUUCUUGUGAAUUUAAUGACCGAGGUUAUUAUGCCAAACCUUGCGCUGCGGCAGGUGGAUGUUGAACUGUUUGGGACAGAACCCGAUGAGUAUAUCCAGAGGGAUAUUGAGGGUAGUGACUUUCACACUCGGCGGCGCGAGGCAGGUGAAUUGGUACGAGCGUUGCUGUUAUUCUUCCCUGAAAAAACCGGGCCACUCUUCACGGCAAAAGCGCAGGAGUUGUUGGCAUCUGCCGCCCAAGGUGACUGGAAGGCUAAAGACUUGGCCAUUUAUCUCGUGUCUGCGCUCUCGUUGGAGGGGCAACACGUGAGCACACAGAGGGGUGUGACGCAGUGCUUGAGUAAACUUGUGCCUUUCGAGCCUUUUCUAAAACAAAAUGUAUUGUCUGAGCUGUCGUGCGGUGUUUCGCCGCAGAGCCCUGCAAUAGUCAAAGCAAGCUGUAUUCGAUUUGUUGCAGCCUUCCGCGCACACAUUGAGCGCUCUCUGUUGCCGGACAUCAUAGCACUACUUGCCUCCUGGAUCCUUUGUGAGGACACUGUGGUCCAGGUAUAUGCUGCACACGCUGUAGAACGUGUUUUAACUCUACAGGACCCGGGUAAACCGGGCCACGUUAUCACCGACACUGUGUUGGGGGACAAAGCACCUUCGCUUCUGCACAAUCUUUGUGUGAGACUCAACCAGGAGAAGAAACCAAUCGCGUACACAAUGCAGUGCCUUAUGCGUGUCUGCCAGAACUGUAGCGGUUGUGUGAAGUCGUUUGUGGGAGACAUCAUAACCUGUAUGGUGCCUGUCAUAAAAGAGAAUUCAAAAAACCCGUCGAACCCAUUGUUUAGUCACUGUAUGUUUGAAGUUGUUUCCCAGUGCAUCAUGUUACGUCCGGAGGAUGCAGCUGCUAUCGAAAGCGCCUUGUGGGAACCUAUGAUCUUCAUUCUUCAGAAUGACGUGCUCGAGUAUGUGCCUUACACUCUUCAAAUCAUGGCUCAACUGCUUGAUGCUCAUGGGAGUGGCGCACCCGAGCCACCAACGUAUUACCAGGCUCUCCUGGAACCGCUCCUUUUACCCGAAAUGUACAAACAAAGGGGAAGCAUUCCUGCUAUUGUUCGUCUUUUGGUGUCUUUCAUAGAGCACUACCCGGGAUUUGUGCACGGCAAGGGCCUAACGGAGAGGGUAAUAGCGGUAGUCAGGUCGCUUGUUCAGUAUAAGAAUUACGACCACGAGGGACUUAACAUCCUUACGACCAUGAUCAGAGCAUACCCGAAGGAUGUUAUCUCACCAUACAUGGUGUCUAUCUAUCAGUCAUUGAUACAGAGGCUGCAGAAGUCUAGGACCCCGAAGUAUGUUCGCAUUCUCAUCAUCUUUUUGUCGAUAACAGUGAUCACUCAUGGGGCUGACGAUGUUGUGACGCAAAUCAACCGCAUUCAGGAUGGGCUGUUCUGGAUGUUGUUUCAACGUGUUUGGCUUCCCCACGUUCCAAAGGUCCUCGGAGUCCUCGAGCGGAAGACAUGUAUAAUAGCCCUGGCCUCGCUUCUCGGUGAUUGUGUAACGUUGCAGCAGAAUGCUGAAACGUGGUCGACCUGUGUUGUGAGCUGCCUCAAAAUGAUUCACGGUGCUGUAGAAAAGGACGACUGGACGAGCUUUACACCACAAACUCAUAGUGUCAAUGACUUAGCCCAGCAUGUUGCCGAUAUCGGGUAUACAAAUGCGUUUUGUCCACUUCAGGGCGCCGUGCAGACACCAGUUGACGUCUGUCCCAUGGUUCAGCAGCCAGAGGCGCUUUUCCGAGAGCGCCUUCAGAAAGCCUUGAGUGGUCCCAACGCGGAGCAGCUGGUACGGUUGCUGCAGGCUUAUCCCGAGGUAAUGGCGCAAUUGCAGUGA